CUUGUGGGGCCCCUGGGCAUUCCUUCAAUUUUGUGGGGAAGUGCAAUGCCACGCGAAGGGCUAAACUGUUUCCUCACUACGCGUCAAUCUUAUUCACUCUUGAGGCGCAGGAUUCGCGCUUCCAGAGAGGCGGGUCCACACCGCAUCCACCGACAGUCUUCUUCUAGUUUAAGUAGAAGCACGUCUGCUCCGUUGACGUCUGGUCAAAGUGGUCUCAAAACUCGUCAACUUGAGGACCAACCUCUCCCUUAGUAACCACCAUCAUGGGUUUCCUGGGAGUGCUGGAGGACAAGCAUCUCCAACAUGUCCCUGCUACCGUCAUCCUCAAGGAGCAAGAGUCUCAAAACACUUUGGAAGGCACAGCAGGUCUGAAGCAUGGCACUGGAAAGGAUGCGGAUAUCGUAUUGAUCCCACAACCCUCUGAAGAUCCCAACGAUCCCCUGAACUGGUCCACCACGAAGAAAUGGAUCAUCAUGGCUAUUGUGGCCUAUGGCGCCACGCUCUACGCCUCCGUUCUCGCGCCGCUUCUCUCCCCCGCCCUCGUCGUCAUUGCUCUCGAUUUCAAUGUCGGCGUCGCAGAUAUCACCGUCAUUUCCGGAUACAUGCUUCUGGUUACAGCAGCUAGUGGGCCGCUCAUCUGUGCCUUUUCUAGGAAAUACGGCAAAAGACCCUUUCUCAUUCUGUCUUCGAUUUUCGGGCUGGUGGGCACAAUUGUAGGGAGUGCGGUCAACAGCUAUGAUGGCUUGCUUGCAGCUCGUAUCAUCCAAGGCGGCUCCAUUUCCGCUUUCGAGUCCUUAGUUGUCUCAAUGAUCGGAGAUAUGUUCUUCGUCCACCAGCGCGGUGUCUUCAUGACGCUGAUCCAGUUCAUACUGGGUGCAGCUUCCAAUUUCAGUGCCAUCAUCGUCGGUCCGAUUGCCACCAACCUGGGCUGGCGCUACCUCUUCCACAUACUGAUCGCCUUCACUGCGUUGGAGACUGUUCUUCUCAUUCUUUUCGUUCCCGAAACGCAAUACAACCGCGACCACAGGUACGAUAUUGAUGAGCUAGCGGAUGUUAAUCUGGAAGCUCUUGCCGCGGCCGAAAAGCGUCACGCAGGAACAGACAGUUCAGCGGAAAGCCCAUCAAAAGGGAGUGGCUCAGACGUGGUUAAGGUUGAGACAAGGACAAGUACUCCGCCAGCGCUUCGACCGAAGAAGACAUUCGUUCAAGAGCUAGCCGUUUUUACUGGCACCUACAGCGAGGAUAACUUGUUCCAGCUCUUCAUCGCCCCUUUUGCUGUCUGCACGAAUAUGGCGGUGUUGUGGAUGGUCAUAGUGACGGGCGGUCUCACUGCCUUCUUCGUUGCCCAGUCGUACGAUAUGGCCCAGAUCUUCAUGUACCCUCCUUACAACCUAAGCGCAGCCGGCGUUGGCUACCUCUCCCUGGGGCCGUUCAUCGGUGGGCUCUUGGGGUCAUUUUUGAUGGGCUCAACCCUUGACCCCGUCACAGUCAAGUGGUGUGCGAAACGGAACAACGGAGUCUACGAACCGGAAUACCGCCUACUGGGUAUGGUUCCAUCCAUCCUUGCCGGAGUCGGCCUUUUCGCCUUCGGAUACAUGACGCAGAACCAUUUCUCCUACUAUGCCACGGCAGUGGUGCACGGCAUGGAUCUGUUCGGCAUCGUCUGCGCAGCCGUCUCCGCAUCCUCCUAUGUCAUUGAUGCGUAUCGCGACAUGUCGUCCGAGAUCUUCAUCGCGAACAUGGUGUUCAAGAACUUCCUCUUCUACGGCUUCAGCUAUUUCGUCAAUGACUGGACGUUUAGGGAUGGCCCCGCAAUUGUUUUCUUCGCCUUUGGGGCGGUGGCUCUUGCAAUGACGCUGUCGGCGCCGUUGUUCUUCUUCUGGGGGAAGCGAUACAGGAGUUUCUGGCAUAGGCAUAAUUUGUUGGAGAAGUGGGGUAUUAGGACGCACGCCGAGAUGUGAAAGGCCGGGAAUGUCUGUUAUUAUGACUUACGAAUCGACGUUAGUCGGAGUUUUGUUCUUGAAGCCAGUAUUGCAUCAGAUGUGACUCUCAGCCGAGGCAUCGUAUGAAGAUUGUUGUUACUCUAUCGAAAAUUCAAGCGAAGCUGGCUCGGCCUGAGCAGCCGCUAAGCGUUUGUCCGGCGUACGCCAACCGCAAUAUUCGUGCCCAAAUCAACACCUCGCUGUCGCUACUUUUCCUGUAUAUGAAACCCGCCAAACAUAGAUGCUUUCGCAUC
Messenger RNA from Westerdykella ornata, 2236 nucleotides. RefSeq names its product MFS general substrate transporter. Lineage: Eukaryota; Fungi; Ascomycota; Dothideomycetes; Pleosporales; Sporormiaceae. Gene Ontology annotation, molecular function: transmembrane transporter activity. The transcript is spliced from 4 exons. The coding region runs from base 264 to 1961 and encodes 565 amino acids. The record is from RefSeq and is a predicted model, not a curated record. Gene Ontology annotation, biological process: transmembrane transport.